AUCAUCCAGGAGAUCCGGAGCCUGUUCCCGUUCUUCGGGGGGGGGUACCAGGGCUGGAAGGAUUCCGUGCGGCACAACCUCUCCUCCAACCCCUGCUUCGCCAAGGUUCUCAAGGACCCCUCCCGCCCCCAGGCCAAGGGCAACUUCUGGACCGUCGACCUGAGCCGCAUCCCCUCGGGCGCGCUGCGCCUGCAGAACACCCCCGUGGCGCGGGGGGGCGCUGCCGCCUUCCCCCCCGACCUCACCCCCUUCAUCCUCCGCGGAUGCCGCCCCCCCCUCCCCACUUCCUACAGCACCGCCGUGGCCCCCAACGCCGUGGCUGCCCCCGACGGCCCCCCCGUGCUGGCUCUGCGCUGGGGGGUGCUGCCCCCCAACAGCCCCCCCUUGGCCCCCCCCCAUAGCCCCGGGCCCCCCCCCAAUAAGAGCGUUUUUGACGUCUGGCUCAGCCACCCCGCUGAUGCCGCCCCCCCCGCGUUACGUUGA
Messenger RNA from Pezoporus occidentalis (night parrot), 483 nucleotides. RefSeq names its product forkhead box H1 (gene FOXH1). Gene Ontology annotation, cellular component: activin responsive factor complex. Lineage: Eukaryota; Metazoa; Chordata; Aves; Psittaciformes; Psittacidae. Gene Ontology annotation, biological process: transforming growth factor beta receptor signaling pathway; positive regulation of transcription by RNA polymerase II. The transcript is spliced from 3 exons. The record is from RefSeq and is a predicted model, not a curated record. Gene Ontology annotation, molecular function: DNA-binding transcription activator activity, RNA polymerase II-specific; transcription cis-regulatory region binding. The annotation marks the transcript as partial.